UGCCCCGUUUGCUGAAGCGCCCCGCGGCCCCUCAGAUGUCUCCCGCCGUCGUCUGGUCCCCCGCGGGAGGCGGCAGCGACGACGUCGGGCUGACCCGCCAGCUGGAGGAGGAGCUGAUGGAAGUGGACGAGCCUGCGGUCGACUACACACCGGAAGAAAGCGUCACGAACGACGGCAGCGCGACAGGCCGAGGCAGGAUACGCAAGAUGUCGCAAACGCACGCUUACUCUCAGACUAAAAAGCGGCCCGCUCGGAUCUGUUCGAUGCUUUGCUGCAUCGUUAUGAUUUCCUUCACCUCUUUCCUUCUGGCCGUGGUGUAUGUGAUCUUGAAAGAUUUACAUGCUGAUAAUGAAAAACAAGAGGAUGGUGUCAAGAUGGGUUUAUUAAGCUUUUGGAGUUCAUUGAUUUUGGCAUUGAUAGCUGGCCUGUCAUGCUGCAGUUUCUCAUGGACAAUGACCUAUUUUGAUUCAUUUGAACCUGGAAUGUUUCCACCAACACCCCUUUCACCUGCUCGUUUCAGGAAAUUAACAGGACAUUCGUUCCACAUGGGUUACAACAUGGCAAUUUUGAAUGGCAUCACAACAGCUCUGGCUGUGAUUUGGUGGCUCACGUGAAACUAAAGCUGGCAUCAACCAUUCACAAUAAUAAGCUUAUUGACUGCAAACCUUUAUCCAGACCUGCGUGGCUUUCUUCUGGUUGUGGUGAUACUCCUGAGAACAAUGACAAAUUAAGAAACUUUUAUUAGUAUUUUUCUUAAGGAAUUUCAAGGUGAACUUGUUUUUGCAUUAUUGGACGUAGCUGUAUUGAAUUGUAUUGGAAACAAUUAUUGCUCCUGUUUCUCAUUCUACAUAGUUCUUUAUUUUUAAAAAAAUCUUAGUCUUAAAAUAAUCAAUUUGUGUUAUAAUCUGAUAUACUGUCCAAAUAAUAUUAUUGCAAGUUCAUCUUUUAAUGGUUUAAAAAGUCCUCUUCUAACAUCAGUUUCUUAUAGUAAACUAAAGUAUGGAAUAGAAACACUGCAUUUUGUUCUUACACUGUUAUAUUACUUUCAUGGUACUUGAUUGAGUACAAAUUACAAUUGGACACAGUACUUUUUACAACCAGGCUUAGCAUAUAUUAUAUAAUGUUCAUUUGACCUGCAAGUCUGUUGAAAGUAAAUACCUGUAGUGUUCAGCUUCUUGGCACUUUUCCAACUACUUUAAAUUUAAGAGGAUUUGUCUAAUGGUGAUGUCUGAACACUAACUUGUUGCCUUGGUAACUCAAACAGUGACAUCAUAUUUUCCAUAUUUCUUAAAUUACUUUAUCAGCCAAUUGUUCGGAAAAUAGAAAUGACUAUUAGUGGCAAAAUAGCGUAUCAUUUGAACAUGAAAUCCUCAAGGCACCUCAGUAAUAUUUGAAAAUGAACACAAUUCCAUCUUAGUUUUCCUGUAAAUAUACCUGAGAAGAUUUCUGUAAUGAGGUAAUUGAUUCUUUACAAAAGUGGCUAAUCGAAAAUAUCAUGUUUAUUAAUUGAGAUGCAAAUCUUACUUCUAUUCUUAAAAGCUCUCCAUUAUGCUUCCUGUAAACCUAAAUCCUGUCAGCACUAUUUUAUUCCCUUUUGCAAAUGGACAGGAUUGAACCCAAAUAUUUAAAUUGUAGCGUACAUAUAAAAAUGUUGGAAUAUCGUCUCAA
Messenger RNA from Callorhinchus milii (elephant shark), 1668 nucleotides. It is a transcript of the gene arl6ip6, whose product is annotated as ADP-ribosylation factor-like 6 interacting protein 6. The transcript is spliced from 4 exons. The coding region runs from base 36 to 614 and encodes 192 amino acids. NCBI's taxonomy places the organism in Eukaryota, Metazoa, Chordata, Chondrichthyes, Chimaeriformes, Callorhinchidae. The record is from RefSeq and is a predicted model, not a curated record.